Messenger RNA from Pelodiscus sinensis (Chinese soft-shelled turtle), 3294 nucleotides. The record is from RefSeq and is a predicted model, not a curated record. Lineage: Eukaryota; Metazoa; Chordata; Testudines; Trionychidae.
GUUGAAAAGAAGGCCAGUGCUGUUGCUAAAGUCACCAAAUCAGCUGUGAAGGCCAGCAAGAAAUGAUCAGUGAGCAGCCCCAAACCCAGCAGGCAUAAUCACCAUCUGGACACUUGUACGGGGUCCAAAGGCAAGAUGGCAGGCCUGUCGUUAAGUGCAAGCUCUGUGCCCCUCAGCGUCAUGCCAGCCAAGAGCCAUGGGGUGUGGCAGAAUCCUCAGAGGAAGGGCAAAGCCAGCAGAAGCACAGAGCCAGGAGACCCUGAGGCAGCAGCAAGCCGAAGAGCCUGGUCCCCAUCAGGAGCAGCAGACUCUUCAAACCUCAGGGCAAGGAAGCAGUGGAACGUAGAGGCUUUGGGCUCCCAUGCUCCAGAGACCUCCCAGCAGCUCCGGAGCCCUGGCACCCACAGCAGAUGGAAGGUGGAGUCAGACAAGCUCCACAUGAAAUCGGCAGGAGACCUGGGGCAGAUUUAUUCCCAAGAUGCCUCCACUGAUCUGAGUGAGAAACCAGGAACCUCAGCUGCAGUACGUACCUUUCAGGACUGGAAGAAAGACAACCUCACCCGGAUUAAAGAGAGGGCAAAGUCCCUCCGCCUGAAACAUCUGGAUGUGGCCAAUGCCGUAGAUCUUCUCCAUGCCUUCAUCCGCCAGUUCUUCAGCUACUUGAAUGAAUGUCCUGAGAGACCCUACUUCCGGGACAUGCGAGAAUUGAGGUCGGGGAGCAGCCAUGAGUUUGGAAAGCUCUUGCAUCCAAAUGAGUUUGACGUGCUGCUGAGCCUGCCGAUCACAGACUAUGUCCACUACGCAGAGGUGGAGGGUUACAACGGACUCUUCUAUACCCUGACUCUGCCGAGAAAGUCCCGCAGCUUUCCAGCCGCCUUCCUGAUGGAGGAUGGGCAGACUGUGUCCCCUGAGCGCAUCAUGGCAGAGUUCCAGGAGCAUGUGGAUCAGUUCAUCAAAGUGUUCUACUCAGUGCCCUUUCCUGGAUGGCAGAUGAGACUGGAGAGGAAAAAGCAGAAUAGCCCAGCGGUACCCCUAGUGAUGGUUGACAAUCAAGGGGACACAUUCAUGUCUACUGACCUGGUCCUUGCUUUGGAGAUCUCUGGCCGAUGGCCCAGUUCAGACAAUGAAAGGAUGGAUAUCCAGCAGUUAUUGGGGGAGCAGGAGGCACAUCUGAGGAAGACACUCUAUUUCAUUGCCAGACAGGCCCCUGGUCAAGAUAACAAAGAGAUCUGGAAAAUUUCUUUCUCUCAUGUGGAAAAGGAGAUUUUAAAAAGCCACACUCGUACUCAGAGCUGCCGGAAGUAUCAUGCAACCAAGUGCUGCAGGCCAGAAUGUCUGCAGAUGUUGGAAAGGCUUUUGGGGGCCCUGAAGACAGAGCACCCCUCGGAACUGGCUCCUUUGAGGUCCUACCAUGCUGAGACCUCUUUCUUUCAUACACUGAUGGAAUGGAAGCAGGACGCAGACGGGAAGCCUCCCCGGGUUGCUCCCUGUUUUGAAAGGGUCCUGGCCAAUUUCAUUCAGCAAGUGGCAACUGCUCAGCUGCCCCAUUUUUUCAUUCCCAAAUGCAACCUGUUUGGCACAAAGUUCUUUCCGCCCAGUAACUUGAAGUUCCUGCUGGCACGCUUGAGAGAGAAGCAAAAAAAGAAGCAGCCCACCACAGUGUCCCGAAAGAAGGUCAUAGCCUCACCACUGCUGAAUUCUGAUAUGAGCUGGCCUCUCAUGAUCACUGUAGGCCUGAUGAUUCUGGUAUUGAUUGGACUCUCCCACUUUGGGUCAUAAAGAUUCUGAGCAUCUACAUUUCCAUUUGCAAGGACUAGAGGAGUCUGCUGGGAAGUUAAUUGAUAGUGAGAGGCAGGGGAGGCCUAAGCACUGUACAGUCGACCACAUUGCAGGACCCAGAUAUAACACUGCUGCUCGUCAGGAAUCAUAAAAACACACCCUAUAGCGAGGCUAAGAUUAAAGCAUAUUUAGACCAUGUAGGGAUGCCAAUAACUAUCCCGCUAACUGGUAAGCAACUGCUUACUGGUUAAUAGUCCUGGUUAACCGCAACAACCCACCCCACCAUCCACAUGCUCUGCAUUUAAAACUCAGACCAGCAGGCUGGCUCAGUCCCAGCCUGCCGGUCUGAAUUUUAAAUGAAGAGCACGUAUGGGAGCUGUCUGCCACCCCACACUACUGUGUCUGAUAGGGAGGCAGCAGUGUGGAGUGGCAGGGAGCUCCCCAGGAGUGAAGUUGGGAGUUCACUGGCUGCCAGCCCUGCCCCCAGGGGGCACUGAGUAACUGUAACUGCUAAUAAAUUUAGCCUUUAUAGGGUUAUCAAAAUAACCAAUUUCUGACAUCCCUAAAACUGUGUACCUGCAUGUCCUUGAACUUGGCAGGGAUCUGGCCUGGUUCAGGAGUUCAGUAAUAACACAACUCCAACCUGUUUAUGCUAAAAGCUUAAACCAUGGUUUAACUGUGCUAUAACACAGUCCUGCAAAAUGGAAGCUUUGGAUAGCUUAGCUACUCUCUAAAUAAAUCUGCUUGCAAAUGAACUGAAUAUAGUUUCUGAUUUGAAAAUGUCUUGGCAGUAAGUAGAUGCUGCCUUUUGUGUUUUGUUCUCUUGGAGUUAGGGUUCGUCUAUGCUUACAGUGGGCAGCUGCUUCGCUGUGUGAAGACACCACUUAAAUCAAUGGGGAAGCUUCUACUGGAGUAGGUACCUCCCCCCUCCCAUUUGAGAGACAGUAGCUGUUUUGAUGGGAGAGCCUUCUCAUUCGUGUAGCAUUGUCUACUUGUGGAUUUCAGUCAGUGUAACUGGGCUGCUCAGAGGGGUAGGUUUUCCACACUUCUGCAUGACCUAGUUAUACCAACACAAGUUUGUAGUGUAGACCAGGGCUUACUAGUUUACACCCCAAAUUUAGUAAUAGCAUUUCUCCAGGUCUCUGCCAGUCCCUGUCCAGCUGCCAGCUCCAUAGAACAACCAAAUCUACUCCAGCCUCAACAGGAAUUGAAAUAUGAAUGUAGCUAUUUAUGUGCCAGCCGACACACUCUUUGGUGACUAGUUACAAAAGCUGAAAAAUGUUUUAGCUGCCCUAUUUUUUCCACUUCAGUAACAGAAAUAUUAAGAAUGACUCCAGAACGGGUGUGCAAUGUAAAGGGCUCUUUGUCGGAUCUCGGCAUGGCCCCUGGUUUUUUCUUAGCCAUGCUCUGUUGUUCUCCCAGCCCAGCACCUGUGUCACUUCUCUUGAUCUGUCCUGAAGGUUUUUUCUUGUAAUUUUCUGAAAAUGAAAAAUAAAAAUGGAAACAAGGGUUUGA